GUCCUACCUCGCCUAGUCGCUCCUCUGAACCUUUCCUUCCCUCGGGCCCAGGUCUCACACUAUUCCCACGAGCGCUAGCUUCAGCGACGGGAAGCCUCGAGGGACAUGGCGACUCAGGCGGCGCCGGCCAGCGGCGUCCGAAAUGGUGCUGGCCCGGAAUGGGGAGGCUUCGAAGAAAACAUCCAGGGUGGGGGCUCGGCUGUGAUUGAUAUGGAGAACAUGGACGAUACCUCAGGCUCCAGCUUCGAGGACAUGGGUGAACUACAUCAGCGCCUGCGUGAGGAAGAGGUAGAUGCUGAUGCAGCUGCUGCAGAAGAAGAGGACGGGGAGUUUCUCGGCAUGAAAGGCUUUAAGGGACAACUGAGCCGGCAGGUAGCAGAUCAGAUGUGGCAGGCAGGGAAGAGACAAGCUUCAAAGGCCUUCAGUUUGUAUGCCAAUAUCGACAUCCUGAGACCCUACUUUGAUGUGGAGCCUGCCCAGGUCCGAAGCAGGCUCCUGGAGUCCAUGAUCCCUAUCAAGAUGGUCAACUUCCCCCAGAAAGUUGCCGGCGAGCUCUACGGACCUCUCAUGCUGGUCUUCACGCUGGUUGCCAUCCUUCUGCAUGGGAUGAAGACUUCUGACACUAUCAUCCGGGAGGGCACCCUCAUGGGCACAGCCAUAGGCACCUGCUUCGGAUACUGGCUGGGUGUCUCGUCCUUCAUUUACUUCCUUGCCUACCUGUGUAAUGCCCAGAUCACCAUGCUCCAGAUGUUGGCGCUGCUGGGCUACGGCCUCUUCGGGCACUGUAUAGUCCUGUUCAUCACCUAUAACAUCCACCUUCAUGCCCUCUUCUACCUCUUCUGGCUGCUGUUGGGUGGGCUCUCCACCCUGCGCAUGGUGGCAGUGUUGGUGUCACGGACUGUGGGCCCUACCCAGCGGCUGCUGCUCUGUGGCACACUGGCUGCCCUGCACAUGCUCUUCCUGCUCUAUCUGCAUUUCGCCUACCACAAGGUGGUCGAGGGGAUCCUGGACACCCUGGAGGGCCCCAACAUCCCACCCAUGCAGAGGGUCCCCAGAGACAUCCCAGCUGUGCUCCCUGCUGCCAAGCUUCCUGUCGCUGUGGUCAAUGCCACCGCCAAGGCCAUAGCAGUGACCCUGCAGUCACACUGACCCUCUCUGCAGUCCUUGGCCUGCCCUGACCCCCCAGCUCUGGGGCAAAAGAUUAGCGGACAGUGCUGAGGAUGUGGCUCUGCUGGGGUCUGCAACCGCCAAGCUGUUGCCUAAACAGCUGGGCGCCAGGCGUGGCUUCUGAGGGGCUCAAGGCCAGGAACUCAUGACUAGGACUGCAAGUGUCUGCAGCCAAGUGCAGGAUGUGUGUCAGCUCUUCUGGGCCUCACCACCUACCCCUUUCUCUCCCUUCCCUCCUGUCUUGCUAAAUAUAGACUUGGUAAUUAAAAUACUGAUGAGGUCUGGACCUGCAGCUCCUGCCCCAGCCAGUCUCCUGCCCCCCAUUCUGAUGCCCGUCUCUGUUCCGGAGCCGUGGCAGUGCCGCAUGCCUUCUGUGCCCUCACACCCAGGAUGAGGGCAGGAUAAGCAGACAGAGGGCAUGAACAGCCGAUUGCAGAAGCUGUCCCCAGAGCGGCACAGGCCCAAGCAUAAGAGCCCAUGGUCCUCGUGGCCAUGCACCCAGGCCUAAGUCCCCAGGCUGCUGUCCUUUUGAGAAGCCAAGGCAACAGUGACAGAUCUCCACUUACAAGGACCUUCCACACCUGGGCCAUCGUGGAAGAAUGUCCCCAUCGAGCGGACAUUUGAAGCCAAGCGUGGUCUACGAGGCUUUAGUUUCCUAAAGGUUUUUCCAAGUGUUAACAGCCACUCCCCUUUAACCUCCACUGAAGAAAAUUCAGGCCGAGUGUGGUGCAUUCCUCGUAAUCCCAGCACUCGGGUGCAUAGGGAGGCGGAUCUUCAAGGCCAACCUAAUCAACAGAGUUCCAAGCCAGUUAGGGCUACACAGUGAGACCCUAUUUCAACAAAAUGUAAGUUCAGGAUGCUGGAGAGCCUGCUCAGUGGUUAAACAGACACUGCUCUUCGAGGGGGAAUGGACUUCAGUUCCCAGCACCCAUGAAUGUCUCACAAUUGCUUUGAACUUCAGCUCCAGGUGCUCCAAGGACCUCUGAGGGACCUGUGUGCUCACUGCGCAGGCACAGGCACAAACACAGUUAAAGUAAGAUCUAGGGGCUGGAGAGAUGGCUCUGCUUAAGCGUGUACUGCCAUUGCAAAAGGAUUCAGUAGCUCAGUUCUCAGCAUCCAUGUUUGGGUCAGAUCUCUCAUACCUUUAGCGCCAUCUUCUGGCUACUAGAGGCACCUGCAAACCUGUUAAUAUUUUAAGUAAAACGUAGUUAACAGAA
Messenger RNA from Rattus norvegicus (Norway rat), 2384 nucleotides. It is a transcript of the gene Yipf3, whose product is annotated as Yip1 domain family, member 3. Bases 106 to 1149 code for a protein of 347 amino acids. Gene Ontology annotation, cellular component: transport vesicle; cytoplasm; plasma membrane. Lineage: Eukaryota; Metazoa; Chordata; Mammalia; Rodentia; Muridae. The transcript is spliced from 9 exons. The record is from RefSeq and is marked provisional.